CAGCCACCGUGUUCCAGCUCUGCUGCUGGUGGGUGCACCCUGUUUCAGGGGUGGCCAUGGAGGGGCAUCAGCCACCACUGCUGCCACCAACUCACCUGUGUGUGACACUGCCCACAGACACUGGGACGGCACCGAGGACACCUCCCAGAGGUCCACAGGUGUCUCCCAUGACAUGCUGAGGUCUCCUGCUGGCACCAGGGACCAAAUCCCACCUUGGCCACUAGUUGCCUCUGCAGAUGAGGGAUGGAAAAUCCCCAUCCCAGGCAGGUUGGAUGCAGAGCCCACCCAGGGUGAUGUCCCCAUGGACAUCAUGGACAUGCUCCCUGUCCCUCUGCACCCAGGCCACCAGCUCAGCCCACACAGAGGAGCUCUGGUGGAGUGGGGUGUUGGGGACACCUGAGAAAGGCAGGACACAGGGACACGUGUGUCUGUUCUGGUUGGGUCCAAACUGCUGUUCCCAGAUGGGCUCCCUGUCCUGCAGAACUGAGAGCAGGAUCAUGAUGGGACAAGAAUGGGGCACUGGGGACUGGGACUCUGUGGUGGGACUGGGAUUAUCCAUGGGAUCAUGACAAUGGGAUCAAAACUGUGGUGGGGCUAGGACCUCAUGUAGGACCAUGGAGAUGGGACCAGGAACAUCCAUGGGACCAAGGGUGAGUGGUGAGACCAGACCACGUGAUGAACUGGGACCAGGGCAAACUGUUUGAACCAGCACCAUGUCCAGGACUAAAACUACAUGGUGGGACCAGGACUAACUGGGGAUGGGACAACGUGAUGGGAUCUGAACCUUGCUGAGGACCAGGACCACAACUACAUGGUGGAACCUGCACCACACACGGGAAUGGGACUGAUUGGUGGAUGUGGGACCAGGUGGAUAUGGGACCAUGCUCAGAACCACCUGCAGGAUCAGUCUGAGUGGGACCACCGUGGGUCCAGCUGCCUCAGAGCCCCCUGGUCACAUGGUGACAGCUCUGGUGGUGUCCUCAAACACGGGGACACGGGAGGUUCCUGCUCACCCCAGCUCUGAGGAGCCCAUCAUGAACUUCACCCUGAGGCUCCUGGAUGGGGACCCCAGUGCCACAGGGCAGCCACUGGUGCUCAGCCCCAGCUCUGCCAUCCAUCUGGAAGCCAGUGUCAGCUUCAGUCCCAGCUUCUCCAUGAAGAUCCAUGUGGACCAGUGCUAUGGGACCACUGUGGAGCAGCCAGGACACUCCAGGAGGGUCUUCAUGGUGGUGAACAGCCAGGGGUGCCUGCAUGGGGAGAAGGUGGGAAGUGUGUCUGUCCAGCACCGGAGAGGGGGGUCUGCCCUCCAGCUCUCCAUCCUGGCCCCCACACUGGAGGGUGAGACUGAGGAGGAGGAGGUCUACGUGCACUGCCUGCUGACAGCGUGGGGACAAGGACACGCCACCAGGUCCUGCUUCUACAACCACACCACGGCCAGCUGGCACAACGCAGAGGACCCUUCCCAGAGUGCCCAGUGCCACUGCUGUGACACCAGCUGUCCCCAUGGUGACACCCUCCCAGGACACCUGCCAGCAUUCCCAGGUGAGGGGACACUCCACUGGGAGACAGUUGGACCAGUGCUGGUGCAGAAGGAGAAGGUGCCAUGGUACGAAGGGCCAUGCCACACCAUGAAGAGGUUCCUGCUGGCCGGGCUGGCCCUGGUGGGCAGUGCCGUGGUGGUGGUGGCCGCGGUGGGGGGGCUGCUGGGGCUGGCCCUGACCACCUGGCGCCUGGGCACACGCUGGCGGGGACAGCGGCCACCGAGGCAGAGGUCUCCUUUCCAGGCUGAGCUGCAGAGUGUGGUGGGGGCCCUGGUCCUCAGGGAGACAGGGAAACGGGGCGAGGUGGGACCAGACCCCCUUUCUCCACAAUAA
Messenger RNA from Chiroxiphia lanceolata (lance-tailed manakin), 1874 nucleotides. RefSeq lists its product as uncharacterized. The transcript is spliced from 8 exons. Bases 882 to 1874 code for a protein of 330 amino acids. NCBI's taxonomy places the organism in Eukaryota, Metazoa, Chordata, Aves, Passeriformes, Pipridae. The record is from RefSeq and is a predicted model, not a curated record.